Molecule: messenger RNA, 924 nt
Organism: Emiliania huxleyi CCMP1516
Lineage: Eukaryota; Haptophyta; Isochrysidales; Noelaerhabdaceae
Exons: 2
Coding region: 1-924 (307 amino acids)
Source: RefSeq, a predicted model, not a curated record
AUGUCGCUCGCCCUGGACGCUGCGGAGCUCGCCAAGCUGCCCCCGCCGGAGGUCGACUCGGUCGAGAGCUCGCCCGUCGAGAGCUGCGACGAAGAGUACGAGCGCUCCGCGGUCGCCGCGCUGAUCGUGCUCAGCAGCCUCGCCGAGCAGCACGCGACCGCGCAGGGGGUGGUGCCGUGCCGCCGCACGCCGUCGACGGAGUGGGAGUCGGCAGGCUCGCAGUCUGACUCGCCGCGCGUCGUUCGGCGCAAGCUGGGGGACGGUGCGGCCGCCUCUGCCCUCUGCAGCCGCGGCGAUGCGCAGACGCUCAAACACUCAAACCGCAUCCAGCCGAGCCCUGCGCUGGCCGCCGAGGCGGUCGCCGCCUACUCAUCCACCGACGACGGCGUCGCCGCGCUCGUCGCCGCUGCGGAUGCUCUCCUCCCCGGGCUGGUCUCGCUGCUGGGCCGUGCCGAGGCAGAGGCCGCGGGCCACGCCGCCGCCGCCCUCGUCAACAUCUGCUCGUCGGCCGACGGCUCAGCGGCCGCGGUCGGCGCAGGCGUAUUCGAGGCGGCGGUCGCGCAGCUCGACUCGGGCUCGGCGGAGGUCCGCGAGCGGUGCACGAUGCUCCUCGCAAACCUGACGAACCCGAGCCUCGUCGACGCCACCCACCUGCUGCGCGGCGGCAGCCUCGACUCGCUCCUCGCCGCGAUCUUCACCGCGAGCGCCACCGAGCGGCCCUCGGAGGGAAGAGUCUCCGAGGCGGCCGCACACCACUGCUGCCCGCGCCGCGCCCGUGCCACGCGCAUAAAAAGAAUUCCCCUCGGGAGCCUCGUCGCACAGGCGCCGGCGACGCUGGAGCACCUCGUGUCCGCCCUCUGCCACGUCGCCUCCACCGACUCAGGACGAGGCGAGCUGUUAAUGAACGAGUACCUGAUGACUUGA